Paramecium pentaurelia is the source of this 1666-nucleotide messenger RNA. The record is from the annotation of a GenBank genome assembly. NCBI's taxonomy places the organism in Eukaryota, Ciliophora, Oligohymenophorea, Peniculida, Parameciidae.
AUGAAGUAUAUGUUAUUGGCUUUGGUGCUAACAAUGGCACUAAGUACAUCAAGUGAGGAAAACGUAUUACAAUUAUUGGCUGAGUUAAAGCACAACGCUGAGUUAGAAUUAGAGGGAUUAGAGCUAGCUUGGCAAAGAAGAAUUGGUGAGAAAUAAAGUGUUGCUGAUUCUCUUAAUCAAUCUGUUUUGAAUUAAAGAGCUGAAUGUCAAAACAAAGAAGAUGAUAUAGCUUAAAAGCAAAGUGAUAUAUUAGCUAGUGAGAGUUUCAUUAAUUGGAUGAGUGGAAGAUAAAAGUCUAAUAUAAAGAAAAUUGGAGUUUUGGAAGCAAGCAUGUAAGAGUAUUUUAAAUAUAUGAAGAUGUGCAUUAACAAAUAAUUAUGUGAAUGAUAUAAGAAAUUUCAGAUAUGCUUUAGCCUUAGUAAAAUUUUUAAGAGAAGAACUGACAUAAUUAGAAGGAGGAGCAUCAUCUUUAGCUUAAGUGACAUAAUUCCAUGAUAGAGUUAGCAAAUUCGUCAAACUCUAUCGUAGUGGAUAAUUAGUCAAUUUAAUGGAAAAGAUUGAUGAUAAAUCAGAUCUCAUUGUCCCUGAAAUUGAAUAAGGUACAUUUGAUGAAAUUUCACUUAUUCAAAGAAUCAGACCUAGAGCAUUGACUUAAUUGGAUUAAGUUGAUGAUGAUGAUAAGGCAAAUAAUGCAGUUGUUCUUAUUCCAGGAUGUGAUAAUUAAAUUGGAACUGUAGUUGUUGUUUAAAAUGAUGAUGGAACAACUGAUUCUGGAGAUCUUAAUGUUAAAAUCACCAAUGGAGGUGGAGUAAGUACAUAACCAAGUGGAGGUAAAACAGGUUCUGGUUCUAAACCAACACAUAAAGAUACAUCAUCAAAGAAAGAAGAAACUAAUAAUAAUAUUGAGGAUGCAGAUUCAGGUGAUUCUGGUAAUUCAGAUGAUACAGGUGAUUCAGAUGAUACAAAUGAUUCUGAUAAUACUAAUGAUUCUGAUGAUACUAAUGAUACUAAUGAUACUAAUGAUUCUGAUGAUACUAAUGAUACUGAUGAUUCUGGUGAUGAUGAUCAUCCUGAAAUUAUUAUUGAUGAUUAAUAACCAGAUCAUCAUGUUGAUGAGGAACCUCAUUUUGUUAUUUCUCCUCCUCCAAAGGGUCCUCAUGCAACUGGAGCUGUUGUCCCACCUGAAGAUGAAGAAUUUGCAGAUAAUUGGGAAGUAUUAUGAUUAUUUAUUACAUUAGGGUUUCAGAAAAUUAUUAGAUGCUAUUGAAAAUCAUACCAGAAAGUCUUUAGAGACUGGAGCCAAUGAUGAAGUGAGAUCUAAUUUAGGAUUUAUUGAUUUCAAAUUACAUGUUGAAUUAGAAAAUCAAUUCUUCGACAAAACUAUUUAAUAUGAAAAAGAUUAUUUGGUAAUAUAUAUAAUAAUUAUCAUUAGGUUAAAUAAGUAAAUUAAUUAACAGGUAGAAGAUAAGCUUCUAUUUUGUGUGGAGCUAGAUUAAAAUAAAUUACAGUAGCUCAUUAAGUUGCUUUGAAAGUAAGAUUCUAUAUUUAUUAAAGGAUAUUGAUGCUGCAAAAUAAUUCUAUGAAGAACAAAGAAAAUUGAAGUAAGAAGAAGUGAAUACCUUUGAUGAUGUUUAUCGCAUCUAUACCACAUAAGUGAAUCAUUGAU